UUAAAAUGGUACCGUUGCUAAGAAGUUGUGUCAACUACAAGGAUUAAACAUUAACUGGCUGUGACAGCAAACAGUUUUUUGAAUGACAUGGCGAUGGCAGCGAGCCCUGAUCAAAAAUCUCCAAAUGUGCUGUUGCAAAGUCUGUGCUGCCGGCUGUUGGGGAAGAAUGAAGCGGAUGUGGCCCAGCAGUUCCAGUAUGCUGUCCGAGUUAUUGGAAGUAACUUUGCACCCACUGUUGAAAGAGAUGAAUUUCUUGUGGCUGAGAAAAUCAAGAAAGAGCUUGUGAGACAGAGACGAGAGGCAGAUGCAGCUUUAUUUUCAGAGCUUUACAGAAAAUUGCAGUCUCAGGGUGUGUUAAAAAACAGAUGGUCUGUUCUCUACCUCUUGUUCAGCCUAAUGGAAGAUCCACGUAAACCACAAAAUAAGUUUUCUUGCUACGCCUCAUUGUUUGCUCAGCCUUUGCCAAGAGAUGCCCAUUCAACCCCUUUCUAUUUUGCAAGACCUCAGACUCUGCCAUUGAGUUAUCAAGACCGAAAUCCAUCUGUCCAGACGUCUGGCAGUUUAGGGAGCAGUGGAGUCGGCAGUAUCAGCAUGUAUGCCUUAAAUGGACCCACACCAACACCACAGUCUGUACUGUCAAGCCAUUGCAAUUUAACUCCAGCAGCAGCAGAUGCACUACGACAGCAGUUGGGUUCACGUCUUGCCUGGACAUUUUCUGCUACUCAGUCUUCACAAGCAUCUACCUCAAGGGGCCUUCCAAACUCCAUUUCUCGUAAUAUUCCAAGGACAAGACGAGAUGGAGAAACUGGGACUGUUGACUUGACUGAAGCUGCACUUGUAAGAGACAUUUUAUAUGUCUUACAGGGCAUUGAUGGAAAAAUUGUCAAAAUGUGUAAUUCUGAAAACUGCUAUAAAAUUGAUGGAAAGACAACAGUAACAAAAUCCCUUAGAGAUAUAACAAGUAGGUUGUCAGAACUUGGAUGGCUGCACAACAAAGUGAGGAAGUAUGCAGACCAAAGGAGCCUAGAUCGGGCAUUUGGACUUGUGGGUCAGAGUUUUUGUGCUGCCUUGCAUCAAGAGCUAAAAGAAUAUUACAGAUUGCUGUCUAUUUUGCAUUCUCAGUUACAGGUUGAAGAUGACCAGGGAGUGAAUCUGGGAUUUGAAAGUAGUUUAACUCUUCGGCGUCUUCUUGUCUGGACGUACGAUCCUAAAAUAAGACUAAAAACUCUUGCAGCACUUGUUGAUCAUUGUCAAGGAAAGAAGGGUGGGGAACUUGCAUCUUCUGUCCAUGCGUACACUAAGACAGGAGACCCAUACAUGCAGUCCUUGGCGAAGCACAUACUCAGUUUAGUGUCGCAUCCCAUCCAGAGUUUUCUCUAUCGAUGGAUUUAUGAUGGCGAGCUUGAGGACACAUAUCAUGAGUUUUUUGUAGCUUCUGAUCCUACAGUGAAGACAGAUCGUCUUUGGCAUGACAAAUACACGUUACGGAAAUCCAUGAUUCCUUCCUUCAUUCCAAUGGAUCAAGCAAGGAAGGUACUCCUGAUUGGGAAGUCUAUAAACUUCUUGAAUCAAGUAUGUCAUGAUCAGUCUCCUACUGCCAAGGUGGUAGCAGUGGCAAAGUCUGUAGACUCUCCUAAAGAUGCUGCAGAGCUGUUCACCGAUUUGGAGAGUUCAUUCCAGGGAAAGAUUGAUGCAGCCUAUUUUGAAACAAGUAAAUACUUGCUGGAUGUUCUAAAUAAGGAUUAUCUCUUACUGGAGCAUCUGAAGGCUAUGAGACGCUACCUACUGCUUGGACAAGGAGAUUUCAUACGACAUUUAAUGGACCUGCUGAAACCAGAACUUGUGAGACCUGCCACUACCCUAUACCAGCAUAAUCUAACCGGCAUCUUGGAAACAGCAGUUAGGGCUACAAAUGCUCAGUUUGAUAGCCCUGAGAUUCUCAAACGCUUGGAUGUUAGACUCUUAGAGGUGUCUUCAGGAGAUACUGGCUGGGAUGUAUUCAGCUUGGACUAUCAUGUUGAUGGACCAAUUGCGACGGUAUUUACAAGAGAGUGCAUGAGCCAUUAUCUGCGAGUUUUCAACUUCCUCUGGAGAGCCAAGCGAAUGGAGUAUAUUCUUACAGACAUACGAAAGGGACAUAUGUGCAAUUCAAAACUGUUGAGAAGUAUGCCAGAACUCGCUGGAGUACUUCAUCAGUGUCACAUUCUGGCAUCUGAAAUCGUCCACUUUAUUCAUCAGAUGCAGUAUUACAUCACAUUUGAGGUGCUUGAGUGCUCGUGGGAUGAACUCUGGAAAAAAGUACAACAAGCUCAAGAUUUAGACCAUAUUAUUGCAGCUCAUGAAGUUUUCCUGGAUACAGUAAUUUCACGCUGUUUGCUGGAUAGUAACUCAAGAGCAAUGCUAAACCAGCUGCGUGCUAUCUUUGAUCAAAUCAUUGACUUUCAGAAUGUACAAGAUUCUAUGUAUAGAGCGGCAUUAAAAGAGCUUCAGCUAAGGCUACAAUUGGAAGAGAAAAAGAAACAGCGAGAGUCUGAGGGGGAAUGGGGUAUAACACAAGCAGAAGAGGAAGAGGAGUCUAGACGGAUUCAGGAAUUCCAGGAAUCCAUACCAAAAAUGUGUUCUCAGUUAAGAAUACUCACUCAUUUUUACCAGGGCAUUGUACGGCAAUUUCUCUAUCUGCUGACUACAAGUUCUGAUGAAAGUCUCCGCUUUCUUAGCUUUAGACUGGACUUCAAUGAACAUUAUAAAGCAAGAGAUCCAAGGCUGCGUGUUUCAUUGGGCAAUACAAGGGGAAAACGCAGUUCGCAGAUGUGACUUGCUAAAUAUUAUGCAUCUAUUUCUGACUGGCAACUUCUGUGUGAUAUAAUAAGCCUCUGAUUAUAAUAGGUCUGUAUGUUUGCACCUGUCAUGUGCUGCUUCAUCAAAGAACUAUAUCAAAAGGAGAUGCACACUCCUUUUGUGAUGGUCAAGGCACUUUCUGAUGUACAGCAACUGCAGGAAAGUUCUUGGUGCGAUUUUUGUAUAUUCGUGUUAAGAAAUAUGUUUUUUAUUGUGUCACUUUAAGCAGUCAUAUAUUAGUAUGACCAGCCUGUUUGAAUUGCCUUCUGUAAAGUUCACAUUUUUGUCUGCUUCUUUUUUCCACAUCUUUCAUCAGUUUUACCAUACAUAUUACUGGAAAUGGGGAUUAGUUCUUCCAGGAAGACCCCAGAGCCAACCUAGUUCACCCUUAUUGAUGUUUUAGAUAAGGACACUAAAACACCAAGACAAUGAGAAUUUGGGUGUUGGUAAAUAAUGUGUACAUGAGUACAGCACCACCUACCAAGUUAUAUGCAGUUGAAGUAUUUAUUUUUCUUCUUUAGAAUUGUUGCUGCUGUUUUUCCCCCUCCCAGUUUGUUCUUCAUAACAGUUUUUACUGUAUUUUUGUUUUUUACUGUUAGUACUAAGAUUUCUUUUUAAAGUAAAUCACCAGCUUUAUU
Molecule: messenger RNA, 3476 nt
Organism: Protopterus annectens (West African lungfish)
Lineage: Eukaryota; Metazoa; Chordata; Ceratodontiformes; Protopteridae
Gene: TUBGCP3
Product: tubulin gamma complex associated protein 3
Exons: 22
Coding region: 88-2814 (908 amino acids)
Biological process (GO): mitotic cell cycle; cytoplasmic microtubule organization; spindle assembly
Cellular component (GO): centrosome; spindle pole; gamma-tubulin small complex
Molecular function (GO): microtubule minus-end binding; gamma-tubulin binding
Source: RefSeq, a predicted model, not a curated record